Molecule: messenger RNA, 2361 nt
Organism: Pediculus humanus corporis (human body louse)
Lineage: Eukaryota; Metazoa; Arthropoda; Insecta; Psocodea; Pediculidae
Exons: 15
Coding region: 1-2361 (786 amino acids)
Biological process (GO): mRNA splicing, via spliceosome
Cellular component (GO): nucleus
Molecular function (GO): DNA binding
Source: RefSeq, a predicted model, not a curated record
AUGGCUUUAUUUAAAAAACCUAAAAAAAAUAUUAGAACUAGAAAUAUUGAAAAAGAUGAUGAUGAUUUGGAAAAUAGUGAAAAUCUCACUAACGACGUUUCAAAAAAAAGAGAUAAAGAAAAAGAUAUUCAAAGGAGUAAACAAACUACUCUGUUGAGUUUUGGGGAUGAAGAAGAGGACGGUGAAGUUUUUCAAAUAAAAAAAUCGCCUCAAAGCAAAAAAUUAGUCAGAUUACUAGAUAAAGAAAGAAAAAAGAAAAAAGAUGUACAAAAUAAAGAUGGAGAAGAGACACAACAAAAAAAAGUUGAAGUUAGCAAUGAUGAUAUAGUGGUUAUUUUAAAAAAUGAUGAAGAAGAAAAAAUUAAGCAGGAAAAACUUUUAAGAGAAAGCAAGCCAAUCAUUCUUAAUGGCAGAGCAGCAUUAGCCGCUGGGAAAGAUGACUUAUCUUCAUCUGAUGAUGAAGGUUCUACAAGACAUAAAUUUUCCCAACCUGAUCGUGCCAGAAUUAUGAUCGAAAGUGGUAAAAUUCCUGAUGCAGCUACAAUUCAUGCAGCAAGGAAGAAAAGACAACGAGCCAGAGAAUUAGGUGCUGAUUACAUUCCGGUUGAUGUAAAUCAAAAGUAUAACUCGAAAAGUAAAUCUAGAUUAAUUGGAGAAGACAAUGAAGGAUCUGACGAAGAUGAAAAAAGAAUUGAUAUGUCAGUUCACAUAGAAAAUAGAGAUCGAGACCAUCAGUUAGAGAAUUUUUAUAAUGAAGAACCUUUGGCUCCAGAAGAGGAUGAAUGGGAAAAUCAACAAAUCAGAAAAGGUGUAACAGGUGUUACAGUGGUAAAUAGUCAGCCAUCAUCAGCUUUGCAGGAACAUCAAACCAAUCAGACUCUGUUUACCAAUGUUAUAGCUCCACAAAACAAGGAAUUGCCCACACCUGAUUCUAUUAUUGAUAAAGUAAAAGAAAGGUUAAAUACACUUAAAGAUAUUCAUACAAGACAUUUGCAAGAUAAGGAAAGAGCUGAAGCGGAUUUGAAAGAUUGUAUUAAAGAAGCUAGUCAGUUGGAAAGUGAGGCUCCAGGAUUGGCGGAAAAAUUCCGCUUCUACCAAGAAAUGCGUGGGUAUGUCACUGACUUGGUAGAGUGUCUUGAUGAGAAGAUGCCGGGACUUUUGAAAUUAGAAGAAAAGGCUAAUGAUUUAUGGACUGAACGUUCUGAAUAUUUUGCUGAAAGAAGAAGGCAAGAUGUUAGGGAUCAAGCCGACGAAAUGUCUCCUUUUGCAAAAAAUCCAGCCGGAGGUUUACGUUGGAGUAAAGAAGAGGAAGAAGCCAAGUCCAGAAGAGCUGCCGAACGAGAGGGUAGAAGAACAAGACGAAGAAGAACCAGGGAACUGAAAUCUUUGUCUAGUUCUCACAUAGACGGAAUGUCAAGUGAUGAUGAAUUAACAGAAUCUGAAUUAACAGCUUUUAAACUUAAACUUGACGGAAUAAAUAGACUUGGCGAAGGAUUAUUAGCGGAUGUCGAAGAUGAUUUUGGAACAAUCGACGGAGUUGCCUGCCGAUUAGAACUAUGGAGAAAAUUCGACUUAAUAUCAUAUACGGAAGCAUAUGCCAGUUUGUGUUUACCAAAACUCUUAGGUCCUCUAGUUCGAUUUAAUACUUUAACAUGGAAUCCGAUUUUGGGUGACGUAAUUGAUUUGGAAUGUACAAGAUGGUGGGGAAGAUUAUUACUCUAUGGAAUGAGAGAAAAAGAAACGUGCGAAAGUCUUGCCAACGAUCCAGAUGUACUUCUUGUUCCUUUAAUUAUAGAAAGAGUUAUUAUUCCUAAACUAACUCAGCUUAUAAAAUGUUCCUGGGAUCCGAUGUCGUCUUCGCAAACUCUUCGCUUAGUCGGCCUAUUAGGAAAAUACGUAAAUGAAACGCCGACAUUGGGGCCCAAAAGUCGUCAUUUGGAAGCAUUAUUGCAAGGGAUUGUUGAUAAACUUAAAUCGGCCGUAGAUAACGAUGUUUUUAUUCCAAUUAAUUUAAAAAUGUACGACGGAAAUUCUUCAGUAUUUUUUCAAAGGCAGUUUGCCAGUGCGGUUAAACUAUUAAGAAAUAUUUUAAGUUUUCAAGGUUUUAUCGGAUCAGAACAUUUGCAAGAAAUUGCAUUAGAUUCACUUUUAAAUAGAUACCUAAUGGCGGCUUUAAGAACUUGUACUCCGUGCGAUGCCAUACAAAAAGCUAAUAUGAUAAUUAUGACGUUUCCAAGAUGGUGGUUUCAAAAAGAAGCCAAAAUUAAAAAGUUAGAAAUGUUUACGAAACAUUUAAAACUUUUAGCGACUCAAGUUCACGAGUAUGAUUCUACAGAGAAUGUAAACAGUUUAAUAAAUUAA